Vollenhovia emeryi is the source of this 1541-nucleotide messenger RNA. It is a transcript of the gene Alg-2, whose product is annotated as programmed cell death protein 6. Gene Ontology annotation, molecular function: calcium ion binding. NCBI's taxonomy places the organism in Eukaryota, Metazoa, Arthropoda, Insecta, Hymenoptera, Formicidae. The record is from RefSeq and is a predicted model, not a curated record. Bases 201 to 764 code for a protein of 187 amino acids. The transcript has 4 exons.
UUGACAUUGGUCAGUCGAAUCCGUAUAUAAAGUGACGUGUCUCGACUGUGACGCGUGACGCUCGGGAAGUUUCAGCGUAAGCGCGACCGCAGUUGUCACUGUCAGUGCUAUUAUCUGCGCCCUUACAGACGCAAUAUCGCGCAAGUUAUCGCAUCGUUGUCUCACUUUGUCGUGACAUUCCUCACCAAUUACUCGCGAAGAUGUCUUUCAUCUCGCCGAUGCCGAGCCAGCAAUUUCUCUGGGACGUGUUCCAGAGGGUGGAUAAGGACAGGUCCGGUACGAUCACUGCGGACGAGCUGCAGCAGGCUCUCUCGAACGGCACGUGGACGCCGUUCAAUCCUGAAACUGUACGUCUAAUGAUUGGUAUGUUUGAUAAAACCGAUCCUGCUACAGGUAUGUUUGACAAAAAGCAGGCAGGCACGGUCAGCUUCGAAGAAUUCGGAGCGCUGUGGAAGUACGUCACCGAUUGGGAGAGUUGCUUCCGGUCGUUUGACCGCGACAACAGCGGCAACAUCGAUCGCAACGAGCUGAAGACGGCCCUCACGAACUUCGGGUACCGACUGACCGAUCAGACGAUCGACAUGCUAAUACGGAAGUACGAUCGUGCCGGACGUGGCACGAUUUACUUCGACGACUUCAUUCAGUGCUGCAUUGUCCUAUAUACCCUCACGUCUGCUUUUAGACGGUUGGAUACAGACCUGGAUGGCGUCAUAACGAUUCACUACGAACAAUUUCUGGGCAUGGUGUUUAAUCUAAAGACAUAAGUUGCGAGAUCACUCUACGAACACUUUUUUUCUUGCCUGUUCGGCAGCAUAUUUAAUAUUUGAAGUUACACUUAAGAUGCCAAAUAAAGACGCAAGAAUUUUUAUAUACUGUGUGUAAAAGAACUCAGAAUCUCCAAAAUUAGUAUUUAUCUAUACAUUUCGUUCGCCGUAUUCAACUAAAUUUGAUCGAAUUAAUGAAGUCUUUUUGUAAAUUAAUUGCAAAUUAAAAUACAUGUUUAUUUAUUUUUAUCUUUUCAAAUUCAUAAUGUUCCUAAAUUCUUUUAUCUGUGAAAUGUAAUUUCUCACGUGAUAUUCUUGUCAAUUAAGAAAUCUUGGAAAUUCUGAAGUAUAUAACUGUUGAAUAGGCAAUUUGUAUUAAUACAAGCAUACUGUUAUAUAAGAAAUGACAUAGUCCAUUAAUGCAAGUCAAUUAUAAUAGCUUUUAUCUGCUACGGGACGUAACUGGUCAUUAUUGUUUGCAAGUUAAAUUCGAGCGCACUAUGACUUCCAGCAUUUCUAUUACAUAUAUACACACAUAUAUAUAUAUAUAUACUGUUAUUUAAUGAAAGAACUUAUACAGAUAUACGUGUAAUUAUAAGCAACGAUGAAGAAAACUGACGAACAACCCACAUUUCUUGAUAUGCUGUUACACACUUUGUGCAUAUUAAAAUUUGUCGAUACAUGUAAAAGUAUAUUCAUAUAGUUGUAUUUUUCUAUAAGUAUACCAAUAUAGUUAUAUAUGAUAAAUGGUCGAAAAAUAUAUUUCUUCUACAAAGC